Messenger RNA from Mastomys coucha (southern multimammate mouse), 2220 nucleotides. RefSeq names its product polo like kinase 1 (gene Plk1). The coding region runs from base 124 to 1935 and encodes 603 amino acids. Lineage: Eukaryota; Metazoa; Chordata; Mammalia; Rodentia; Muridae. The record is from RefSeq and is a predicted model, not a curated record. Gene Ontology annotation, molecular function: protein serine/threonine kinase activity; ATP binding; protein binding. The transcript has 10 exons. Gene Ontology annotation, cellular component: spindle pole; nucleus; cytoplasm. Gene Ontology annotation, biological process: regulation of cytokinesis; mitotic cell cycle; protein phosphorylation.
CCAAUCAGCAACGCGCAGGCCCUUGUAACGUUCCCAGCGCCGCGUUUGAAUUCGGGGAGGAGCAGAGCAGAGCAGGACCCUCUGCACCGACUCGGCCUGGACUGUGUGAGUAGCUUCGGCAACAUGAAUGCAGCGGCCAAAGCUGGAAAGUUGGCUCGAGCACCAGCCGAUCUUGGGAAAGGUGGGGUCCCGGGAGAUGCAGCUCCCGGUGCCCCAGUGGCCGCCCCGCUGGCGAAAGAGAUUCCGGAGGUCUUAGUGGAUCCACGCAGCCGGCGUCAGUAUAUACGGGGGCGCUUUCUGGGUAAAGGAGGCUUCGCCAAAUGCUUCGAGAUCUCAGACGCAGACACAAAAGAGGUGUUCGCAGGCAAAAUCGUGCCUAAGUCUUUGCUGCUCAAGCCCCACCAGAAGGAGAAGAUGUCUAUGGAGAUCUCAAUUCACCGCAGCCUUGCACACCAACAUAUCGUAGGCUUCCAUGGCUUUUUCGAGGACAGCGACUUUGUGUUUGUGGUUUUGGAGCUUUGUCGCAGGAGGUCCCUUCUGGAGCUGCACAAGAGGAGGAAGGCACUGACCGAGCCUGAGGCCCGCUACUACCUGCGGCAAAUAGUCCUGGGCUGCCAGUACCUGCACCGCAAUCAAGUCAUUCACAGGGACCUCAAGCUGGGCAACCUCUUCCUGAAUGAGGAUCUGGAGGUGAAAAUAGGGGAUUUUGGCCUGGCAACCAAAGUGGAAUAUGAAGGGGAACGAAAGAAGACCUUGUGUGGCACUCCUAACUACAUAGCUCCUGAGGUGCUGAGCAAGAAGGGACACAGUUUUGAGGUGGAUGUGUGGUCCAUCGGGUGCAUCAUGUAUACCUUGCUAGUGGGCAAGCCACCCUUUGAGACCUCAUGCCUAAAAGAGACAUACCUCCGGAUCAAGAAAAAUGAAUACAGUAUUCCCAAGCACAUCAACCCAGUGGCCGCCUCCCUCAUCCAGAAGAUGCUUCAGACAGACCCCACCGCCCGCCCCACCAUUCAUGAGCUGCUAAAUGAUGAGUUCUUCACUUCUGGUUACAUCCCCGCUCGGCUCCCCAUUACCUGCCUCACCAUCCCACCAAGGUUUUCAAUAGCUCCCAGCAGCCUGGACCCCAGCAGCAGGAAGCCUCUCACAGUCCUCAAUAAAGGCGUGGAGAACCCUCUGCCUGACCGUCCCCGGGAGAAAGAGGAACUGGUGGUCCGGGAGAGAAACGAGGCUAUCGAGUGCCACCUUAGUGACUUGCUACAGCAGCUGACCAGUGUCAAUGUCUCCAAGCCCUCAGAGCGUGGGCUGGUACGGCAAGAGGAGGCUGAGGAUCCUGCUUGCAUCCCUAUCUUCUGGGUCAGCAAGUGGGUGGACUAUUCGGACAAGUAUGGCCUUGGGUAUCAGCUGUGUGACAAUAGUGUGGGGGUGCUCUUUAAUGACUCAACACGCCUCAUCCUCUACAAUGACGGGGACAGCCUGCAGUACAUAGAGCGUGAUGGCACGGAGUCCUACCUCACUGUGAGCUCCCAUCCCAACUCCUUGAUGAAGAAGAUCACUCUCCUCAACUAUUUCCGCAAUUACAUGAGUGAGCACCUGCUGAAGGCAGGAGCCAACAUCACACCCCGGGAAGGCGACGAGCUGGCCCGGCUGCCCUACCUACGAACAUGGUUCCGCACGCGCAGCGCCAUCAUCCUGCACCUCAGCAAUGGCACUGUACAGAUUAAUUUCUUCCAGGACCACACCAAACUUAUCCUGUGCCCCCUGAUGGCAGCAGUGACCUAUAUCAACGAGAAGAGGGACUUCCGAACAUACCGCCUGAGCCUCCUGGAGGAAUACGGCUGCUGCAAGGAGCUGGCUAGCCGCCUCCGGUACGCCCGCACCAUGGUAGACAAGCUGCUGAGCUCACGCUCUGCUAGCAACCGCCUCAAGGCCUCCUAGGUUUCUGUCCUUCGGACUGGUGGCCCCUUCACUCUGCUAGCUUUGGGCCUGCACUGCUGGACUCCUGGAUGAUGCUGUUCAGUGGCCCUGGCCCUGGGGGCUGGGCAGGAGCAGGGCCCCUUUGAAGGGGUUGCUGUGUAAGUUAUUUUGUACAUGUUUGAGUGUGGGUUUACAUCCGCUUCCCUGCCCUCAGCCCACUGUAUGAAUUGUAUAAAUAUUUCUAAUGAACUUGGACUGUUCUUUCUUUAGCUUUAUAUAUAUUAAAUAUAUGUACAUCUUUCUCUC